AUGGCUGCCGCUUUAGUGCACCCGGGACAACCGUGGCAUUUGGGCGAGCGCACCUUGCAACUGCAGCAGAAGACGGUGGCAUCGAGUGAUGAGAUGGGACCGCGCAUCUACCACAAGGUUCGGUCGAAGUGCUGGAAGUGGAAGGUCAUUCCAGAGAGCUACCAAGACAUGAUCAGCCCCCAGCCGCACUUCAUGGCUUCCUUCUUAGGGGAGGAUGGACGUGUCUGGCCCUCCGCCUUUUUCGCUCCGCCGGGCUUUGCGCUUCCGCAGCACGGUGGGCGUCAGAUCCAACUGAACGCCCAGCUGGACCCGAGGGAUGGGGCGGCGGUGAACGGGUUAGCCACCUGGCGAAACGGGGAGAUUGCUGGGGAGCUGGGGAUUAAGAAAGCAGACACGCCUCAAGCUGCCACAAACGGCUGGAACAAGGUGAAGAAUGGCACUUUGAUGGGCGGUGUGACCAUUGACUUCAUGUCGCGGCGCCGGAAUCGCUUCAACGGCCAGCUGGAGCUUAACGGCUCGGGGAACGCCAUGAAAAUCCUGCAGGCCUUUGGCAACUGCCCGAAGUACAUCACCCGGCGGCGCCUGCGACGCACGGGGCAGAACUUGGGAGGUGUCACCGCAGGUGAGGCUCAGCAGUACCAGCAGCUGAGCAGCGAGGAUGCGGCGCUGUUGGAGAAGACGGAUAUGAUGUACCUGGGCACGGGACAUCCGGAGCAUGGUGCAGAUAUGAACAUCCGAGGAGGUCAAGCCGGUUUCAUGCGCUCAUUGGCCGAUGGUCAAUUCUUGGCCUGGCCGGACUAUGUGGGGAACGGUUUCUAUAUGAGCUUGGGCAACACCAAGCUGAACCCACAGGCCGGUGUGCUGGUGGUGGACUGGGACGACACUGGCCGCGGACUGCAGAUCCUGGGGAAGACGGAGACCUAUGAACGCGAGGAGAUCCAGCAGGGCCAGGUACCAGCUGCUCUGGUUCCAGGCUUGCAAGCCAUGUUGGAAGAUGAACCGCAAGCCUUGCGUUUGGUCGUCAUCAAGGUGGAGAUUGUCCGUAGCAUCCCGCAGUACUGUCCGCACCAGUACGAGAAAGUGGAGCUCAGUCCCUACAACCCCACACCGAUGCGGGAGUUGAAGUCGGGAGCCAAGAGCCACGAGUUCGACGCCAGGGUGCAGUGGGCGAAACCCGAAUCUGAGGAUGUGAUCACUUUCGAGUUCCAACUGGCCCCUAUCCCACGGCCAGGCUCUCUGAAGUUGAAGGCCGGUCAGCAUGUGCGCCUGGGAAUUCCCGCCUUAUCCAAGGAUGGCAUGCCCGUGGAGCGCACUUGGACGGUGACCAGCGAGCCCAGCUGGUUCCACGAGCAUGGCCGCUUUCAGAUCAGCGUCCAACAUAAGAAGGAUGGUUUGGUAACACCCUUCCUGCACCAGAAGCUGGCCUUGAACAAGGUGGAGGAAUCCGAGAGUGUCUUCAUCUUCCAUGGCUUCUCAGGCGAAUUCUCGCCCCUGCUGGAGCCCAGCGGCGAGUACCGCCUACAGAAGCAGCUGCCGAAGCACAUCGUCUUCUUCGCCGGCGGCAUCGGCGUGACGCCGGCCAUCGCAGCGUUGAAAGGCAUCAUCGACCAGCCCGGCGAGGAACGCGCGGUCCCCGAAAGCUUUACACUCUUCUACAGCUUCCGAGACCUUCGCAACGCCGCCUUCUUGGGCUAUUUGUUGAAGCAAGUGCAAGGCGACCUGCAGGCUGUGGCGCCUGAGACGAAGCUGAAGGUCGUGAUCAAUAUCACCAAUAAGGAUGCCAAGAUGAUGAUCGACCAGCUACACGCCUCAGCAUCUGGGACUUUGCUGGGAGCUCUGCCCGUGAAGGCGCUGACGGGUCGCCAGGACGUCCUGCUGCUGCCCGGACGCUUAGAGUCCUUCAAGGAACAUUUGCCCUUCACCGGCAAUGACGUGGAGGGUUUCGUCUGCGGCCCUGCAGCCUUUGAACAAGCCGCCUUGGGCCUUUGGUCCGCGGCCGGGUUGCCUGCUGGCAAGUUGCGCACAGAGAGUUUUGCCUACUAA
Messenger RNA from Cladocopium goreaui, 2043 nucleotides. Lineage: Eukaryota; Dinophyceae; Suessiales; Symbiodiniaceae. The record is from the annotation of a GenBank genome assembly.